Molecule: messenger RNA, 2309 nt
Organism: Zeugodacus cucurbitae (melon fly)
Lineage: Eukaryota; Metazoa; Arthropoda; Insecta; Diptera; Tephritidae
Exons: 3
Coding region: 156-2129 (657 amino acids)
Source: RefSeq, a predicted model, not a curated record
UAGUAAACAGUCAUAAUGGCAACUACAAUUUUAGAACAAUUUUUUUCCUCACUGUCAAAAAGAAAAAAAAAUAUAAAAAUAAAAAACCACUUUUGUACAAAUAAUUAUCAUUUUUUGUGCAUAUUUUUAAUUUAGUAUUUAAUAUUGUGUGCAUCAUGGUGAAAUCGAAAUAUUUGCUAAUCAAUAAGCACACAUCAAGAAGGUCACAUGUUAAGUCGAUAAUCUUGAAAUCGAUGCACAUCAUAGCUAUUGCUUUGCUAAUUCUGAUAAUACGUGUAAUCUAUAUGCUAGAUGCACAUCAUUUUUAUCGCACUCCAAACGACAUAUCAUCGACGGAUUAUUUCGUAUUCACAUCUGAGUGCCGUAUACCCUAUGUGGAUCCAUUUUCUUCUGAAGCACUUGACAGAUUUGAGGAUUUUUCACAUUCGGAUUGCGGAAAUGAUGUAGCUCUCAUCCAGCAAUUUUAUGAUCAUGAAACUCGACAAUAUAAAUUACAUAUGAAUAUGUCGGCAAUUGAGGAAGUUACCAGAGCAAACGCUAUGAAUAUUAAUGAUAUGCGCUGCUGUUAUAGGAGAAUAAAGCGAGCAGGAGAAAAUGGUUUUAGUCUGUCGCCAUGUCAUCAAUUUCAACAAGAUUUUGUGGUGCCACGCAAUAUUGACUACUUAUUAACCGAGUGCUAUAGUAACAAAACGAAGGUGGUCGUUGAAAAGAACGCAUUUACAUUUAUACAAUAUCGCAAUUUAACAGGCUCAUACAAUGCCACAAGAAUUUCGAAAUCUGGUAUAAAGAGGCCAAGCGUACUUUUAUUGGGUAUUGAUAGUCUCUCACGCAUAAAUCUACGCCGUGUUAUGCCCAAAACGUUUAUGCAUUUGCAGAGAAACCAUUGGUUCGAGUUGCAGGGUUUUAAUAAGGUCGGCGAAAAUACGUUUCCAAAUUUAAUAGCACUCUUAACCUCAUACAAUGCAACGAUAGGCAAAGAGAAGUGUCAAUUCGACACUUACGGUGCCUUCAAUCAACGCAUUUGCAAUAUAAUUUGGAAAAAUUUUCGAGAUUAUGGCUAUCGAACAGCUUAUGCAGAAGAUAAGUACAGAUAUAGUACUUUUAAUUACGCCGCAUAUGGAUUUGUGGAACAACCAACCGAUUAUUAUCUACGACCUUUUACCAUAUGUAUUGAAAAUAAUUUGCACAUUAAGAAAAUACGUGACAUAGUGUCCUGCAUCGGUCAUAAAUAUUAUGCUGAGUACAUACUCGACUAUGCGCUACAGCUUUCCUUUACCUAUUCUGAAGAACCCAUUUUCGGACUAUUCUGGGUGAAUACGAUUGGUCAUGAUUACUUCGAUACGCCAUCGGUGUUUGAUUUAAAAAUGUUGGAAUAUCUUGAGAGAAUGCAAGCUGAGAAAAUUCUAGAACGUUCAAUUGUAUUCUUCUUAGGAGACCAUGGUAUGCGUUGGGGACCAUUAUUGAGAUUAAAAUCUGGUUUCUUAGAAGAACGUUUGCCAAUGAUGUUUAUAUCAUUACCACAAUGGUAUCGCAAUGAGCAUCCAGAUUUUGUAAAAGCCUUACAGGUGAAUAGAAAUCGCCUUACAUCACCUUUUGAUAUAUAUGCGACUCUGAAGAAUAUACUUGAAGUGACAAAUCCGCAAAAAGAAUUCCACUAUCUAAAUGACACUACCCAAGGCAUCAGCGUAUUUCGAGAAAUACCCGAGAAUCGUACUUGCCAUCAGGCUGGCAUUAGCGAUCACUGGUGCGCUUGUUUGUCAUAUAAAGUUGUUUCGAUUAACGAUACACAAGUUCAAAAAGUUGCUCACCUAUUAAUUGAUGAGAUGAAUAAAUAUAUCGUCAGUAAAAAUAUUGAAACAAAAUGUGCUGUUCUGACAUUAAGCGCUAUUCAAAAAGCUUUUCGAAAAACUGACGUUAAUGGCUACAAAAUGAAUAAUGUGAUAACAUACAGAUUAUGGUACUUGGUACAUCCUGGGUUACACAGUUUCGAAGCAACGGUUCUUUUUAAUACAAUUGCGAAUCAAAUUAAAAUUAAUAUCGAGGAUAUAAACCGUUUGGAUUCCUAUAAGCAGACGGCAUACUGUGUUGACGAGAAGCAAGCCAAAGAAUAUUGCAUUUGCCGCGAAUAAAUCUGCAUUGGAUUAUUUAUUUCAUAAACUUUUAUUAGCAACGAACUUGUAUUGGGUCAGUAGAUUGAUGCUGCCCGUUAUCAAAACUCAAAUAUUCACUGUGUGGACCACGUCGUGAAAUUAACGUGAAGUUCACUGAAAAAAUCAACAAAUUUUAAGCUUUGUUGUUAAGUUUAGUGC